AUUCGGUUGAAAUUUGAGUUUCAAGAUGCGAUUGUUAAGUUUGACUCAACUUAAUGAAAGUAUCUUCGAAUCAUGACAGUUUAUUUUCAAUUUGACAUUUAUCGUUAUUAUUUUUGGUCCAUUAUUAUUAUUUUGAAUUUCUACCGAACAUUAUGAUGUUCUGUUGAUGUACUAAUAUAUUAAAAAAAUGAAUCAGCUCCGAGGAAGGUAUGUGAACGUUGUCUUGACAAUAGAAGAAGGUAGAGGUAUGGGUUUCAUAAAAAAUUCACUCUUCGUAUCUGCGAAUUUCAAUGGACGCAUUCUCGAGUCUGAUUGCGUAGAACCUAGCGAUAAUCCAUCUUUCAACACUGAGCUGGUUUGGGAGAUAGAGAAGAAAGAUCUCAGAAAGAUCCGCAGCACCAACCAACCUUUACGGAUAGAGUGCCUCAGUCUGAACCCUCAAAAACGCAAGGAACGUGUAGGUUUCGCACUUCUCAGCCUACGAAGCGCCAAAGUAGUGACAUCGCAGGAAAAUCUACCGCUGAUAUGGCAGAAAUUCAUAGGUGUACACGAUAAAAAGUGUUGCCAACCUGAGCUCUCGAUUUCCCUCUCUAUCCAAGAGCACGUCAUGCAAAGGCCCAAUUUCAGCACAGAAGAAAUAGUUUCGGUGAUGCCUUACAUCUCAGAAGAAGAAAGUGAAGGCUCUAGCGAAUUGUCGAGUAACGUCUCCACUGAGAAUCCCAGCACCCCAGUGAAAUACCUGGAAGAUGGUUUCAUCAAGGUCGGCCGUCCGGCCACCGACAGAUUCUCCUUGAACCUAUUGGUCCGCGCUUCGGCCAACCUGGACCUCCUACUGCCGGAAAUUCUGGUUUUCGGGAAGACCAAGCAGAAAUUCUACAUCUGCUUCAAGAUAUUCGGCAUCGUGAUCAAGACCAAACCGUUCGAGAAGACCCUGAACGACGUCAUCGACAUGAACGAGAAGAUUGUGGUCCGACUCUUAUCGAACAAGACGACCCUAUUGGAUUUUCUCAAGACCCAGAAGAUAAUCAUCAGCUUCUGUUGCGGCAACGAAAAGCUCGGCAUCACCAACGUCGAACUGGAUAAACUGAUGCUGUCCGACGACGCUGAUGAGGUUUUGGAGUGCGAGGAACUCUGCUACUUCAAGUUUCCGUCACAGAAUGGCAUCGUACCCUGCAACGGUAGCUCUAGACCUUACAUAGAAGUUCAGUCGAGUUUGACGAUGGAUACCAAGGAUUCCAGCAAGCCGUCUGGGGACGACAUCCACGUGAAACCCAAGGAUCAGGACAAGAAGAUAUCCACCAUAGGGAAGGCUUGUGGAGAUCAGAUUCUAGAAUCUUCACCAAGAAGAAGACCAAAGACUGAGUCAACGCCAAAGUCUACACCACUAGGGGAAACCACAGAAUCCCCAGUAAAAAACGCCCAGAGCUCCCCAGACGUCCAAAUUCGUACCUUAAAACAGCCAAAACCUCCGAAACCCUGCCACAGCGACGUGCCGUACAAGAAGUAUAGCCUGGAGCUAGCCCUGAAAGACUUAUCAGUUCACAUGGAGCAGAAGGUGGAAUACGGUUUGAAAAUAACCCAUCCCAAGGCUUCGAGCUACCUUCGAAACCCCAAACCCGCCAACGAGGCUUGCAACAAGUGCAGGAUAUUUUAUGUGGCGACCGAGGAAAAACUGGGGGAGCUUCUGAACGCUUGGCGACCGAGGGUUAGUUUGAUAGACGUAGAAGAAAAUAAUUUGACGGAAGAACACCACGUCAACACGGGGAUGUUUUGGCAGAAGAAGAAAGGGUCGCUGUUUGGUGAGGAAGAUUUGCUCUUGUUCACUUAUCAGGCGGAGUUGAGAAGCGACGCAAAAAUUGGAAUCACCGCAAAGUUCGACGUUGUGAUGACUCUUACCGAAGAAGACCUGGAGAUAGAGACCUAUAAGAACCCCCUAGACCUCGUGCCACCCGUUAUAGACGAAGAGAUAACCAUCAAAGAGAUUGUGGAGCUCGAAAAAUGGAAGAAGACGGAAAAAGACGCCUUCGCUGAUAAGAUUCAGGAGAUGGAGAAGGAAGAAAAGGAUAAACUGCAGAAGGAACUGACCGAGAGGAAGGCAAAAGCGGAGGAGGCCAUGAAACAGCAGAUGGAAAAGUGCAAGGAGCUCCAGAAGGCGCUGCAACAGAAAUGCGAUAGCUUGAAGACUGAAAAACUGAUGAAGAAGAAGCGGGAAGCCUUGCCCAUGAGCGUUUUGAACAGCAUCAAGGAGAAGGUCAGUUCGAAAUACUCCAAAUACGACCCUGAACUUCUCAUGGUGGUGAUAAACAAACUGGAAAUCGACAAUCAGGCAUUGAGGGAUGUCGUCAUGCAGCAAAACGAACAGCUCAGGGCUCAUCAGAAGUCCGCUUUGACCAAGGAGCAGACGACCAAUCUGCUUCAGGAACUUCGAGGUUUGGAGGAGAGGUUCGAAGAGGCGCAGGUGGCCAAGGGUUUCUUCAAGACGCAGUGGAAGAAGGCCUUCGAGGAGGUGCACGAGCUUAGGACCAAGGAUUACAAGCACCUCCAGGCGGAGCUGAAACAGAGCAGGGAGGAGCUGAGCAAUCUGAGCCUCGAUUCGUACGUGAACGAAACGAACGAUCAUAGUAUGAUUUACGAUGGUUUCAGGAGCAGUAGGGUUAAUGACUUAUCGUACAGUGGUUUUUGAAUGGUGGAUAUUUUACAGAAGUUUAGAGAAAUAUAUUCGAUAUUGAAUU
Molecule: messenger RNA, 2732 nt
Organism: Coccinella septempunctata (seven-spotted ladybird)
Lineage: Eukaryota; Metazoa; Arthropoda; Insecta; Coleoptera; Coccinellidae
Product: centrosomal protein of 120 kDa-like
Exons: 8
Coding region: 188-2683 (831 amino acids)
Biological process (GO): centrosome cycle; positive regulation of centriole elongation; interkinetic nuclear migration
Cellular component (GO): centriole; centrosome
Source: RefSeq, a predicted model, not a curated record